Cuscuta epithymum is the source of this 1457-nucleotide messenger RNA. The record is from the annotation of a GenBank genome assembly. Lineage: Eukaryota; Viridiplantae; Streptophyta; Magnoliopsida; Solanales; Convolvulaceae.
UUAUAAUGUUUACUAACAAAAAAGAUACUUCCGUUCUUAAAUAAGUGCAACACUUUCCUUUUUGGGCAGUUUCAAAUUAAAUGCAACCUUUCUAUUUUAGGAAGGAAAUACUAAGUAAAUUGACCUUUAUACCCUUAAUUAUUUACACUCUUCUGUCUCCACUUAUUUUUACUUUCUCCACCCACCGCCUCCCACCAAUUUCAUCUGCGUACAACCUCUUGGUCUUCAAUUUCUAUAUCUCUUCAUUUGCCCACCCCACCAAAAUCUACUUUUAUCUUCCCGACAUCAUCGACUUUCAUCACCUACUAAGUACUAAGCCAUAUCUCUAUUUCUUUCCCUGUCUUCUUCAUCUUUGAUUUUUUCCUCCGGUCUGUAUUUUAAUUGCCGCUAAAAUGGAAGAUAUGGAUGUAGAUGAAACUGAUUCUGCUCCCAUUAAGAGAAUAUGCUUGAGACUUGGUGAGUUGAUGCUUGAAUUAAUUACGAGAGGCCAAGGAAUCUGAUUCCACUUGGAAUUGUUUGUAACUGCCUUCGACGGUCCAUUUCAGAGCUUGAAGAGUUACAUGUAAUUCGAUGGACAAUUUCUAAAAGGGAAAGUAGGCUGCGAAAAUCAUCUUACCUAUCGUUUCUGAGCACUGACCCUCCUGCUCUUCUUCCUAAUUUUUUGUGGACCUCGCAAGUAUACUGCAUAAUCGAGGAGUACAAUGGUGCUUACAUAUUGUUUGCUUUCUUGGCUGUAAUGCAUCUGUGCACUGUUACAAACUGUAGCACUUAUUUGGGCAGUUGUGAUAUCCGUAUAACGAAGGGUAAAAGUGUCAAGUUCAACCUUUUGUCAUUGCUUCUUAAACUCCGUGCCCAAGUGCAUGUUGCACUUAAAACCGAACAGAGGAAGUAUAUAAUUACAGUCGGGGUUGUGCGUUAGCAAAUGUGAAAGAAUUUUUUUUCUUCAUUUUUUGGGAUUCCACCCGGGUUGGGCUUGAUGGUUAGGAGGGGUUUGGGGGGUGGGGGGGUUAGGAAAGCAAAAAAGAAAAGAAAAAAAUACCCAAACCGGAGGCCCGGCCCGGACCCGGUGGCUACCCAGGCCGGUCCCGGGUCCACCAAUCCUGAACCGCCGGCCCGCCCGGGCUUAGGCCCGACCCGGACCCGGCCCGGCCCGGGUCCAUCACUAACCCCCAUAGACAAAGUCACCCAUCAUGGAAGCACCACUAUUGUGACGUCCGUCCUUCACCAACUCACCAACUCGCCAAUACAAGACCACCCUCCACAUUGUGACAAAUGGCGGAUCCAAGAAAAGAAAAAAGAUUGGUGUACACAAAAGUUGUACACUUGUAUGUCCCCCCCACAGACAAGUGUACAACUUUUAUGUAUAACUUUCGUGUACACCUACCUUCACUCCCAAGAAAAACAGUUGUUGGGGGCAUAGUCAUUAAAAAUGGGCUUAUAAAGAAACAUAACAUCAA